Arctia plantaginis is the source of this 4797-nucleotide messenger RNA. Lineage: Eukaryota; Metazoa; Arthropoda; Insecta; Lepidoptera; Erebidae. The record is from the annotation of a GenBank genome assembly.
AUGAACACUACAAAAAAAAGUGCUGUUCUAAACAAUGGUUGGAUUCUGUGUCCUUCUAAAACCUUUUCAGGCAAAUUUUAUUAUUUUAAUGUUGCUAGCGGUGAAGCUGUUUGGACCUUAGACAGUAAUGAGAAAACCACUCCGAAAAAAGAUAAUGGUGUUAAUGUCCAAAACAUAAACAAUAGGUUCCAUAGUUACCCGGAACCAUCUACACCCCCUGAUGAUAGUCCAAAUAAUACUCCACCCAAUAUCUGGCCGAGUACCUCCACAUCAAACUCUUGGCCAACAAACAGAAAACCCUAUUUCCAAAAUGAAAAGUAUACCUUUAAAGGCCCAUCAGUCCCUUGGACAGAAUGCAAGCCAACACCAUUUCAGAAUCAAAUGUUUGCCCAACAAACUCCAAUGUUUGGCCAACCACCACACUUUGUUACAAAUUUAAACCCAUUUAUGCCUACCAUGCCAAAUGUUGGUCUGCCAAGUUUUGUUUGGACUCCAAUGCAGCUACCAAUGUCUCAAUGGCCCGUAAUGACUUCUGAUAGGAAACCUGUCAUAGAUAGAGAUACUCAAACACCCCAGAUAGACAGAGGAGUGUUUGUCCACACCAGUGGUAUACCUCUGAACCAAAAAUUUAUUAAUUAUGAAAAACCUUCUUUGUAUUUCAAUACAGAAAAUAAACUAAUAAAUAAACCAAAAUAUUUUGCAACAUCCACACCAUUAAAAAAUACUAAUUCAACAAUGGAAUUCUUUCAAAAUCAUACACCAUCAAAAUCUAUUCCUGAACAGGUUUUAAAUAUGGAAACUGAAUCACCAAUGAAUAAAGUUUUUGGAAAAUCAACUUCACGGACAUCUGAUAAUGAAAAAGCUACUUUGAAUCCUUGUAGUAAGAUUAAAUUUCCUAAAAAUUGGGUAAUAGAAGAAUUGGAAAUGGAAAACAAAACCAAUUUGCAUGAAUCUGACUUAAGAUUACUAUUGAAUGCUAAAAGGAAGAAAUUGCUAGAAGUAAAUGACCCUGUAGAAAAAAAGAAACCAAAAAUUGAUGGAAAUCAAGGACCAGUAAAGAAAAGAGUGUCAUUUGAAAUGGACAAAAUUAAUGAAACAUCUAUUACAAUAACUGAUGAACAAAAAAGAGUAAAUCAAUUUAUACCCACGACGAAAUACAAUAGCAGCUUUUACGAGAUAAGAACAUCGCAUUCACAAACCAAUAUAAAUGACUCUAAUACCUUCGAAAAUAAAAUUCCAAAAACAAUCAAUAAUAUUCCGAAGCAUGAUAUCUCAACAGAUAAUGAAGACGUAACUAAUGCCCAAAACGAUAUGACCAUAGAUAAUAUGACAUCAAAACAGUAUAACAUUCAAACAACGAAUGAUAUACCUUCAUGCCAAAUGAAUAUAUCCAAAAAAAAAGAUAAAAAUAAUAUUCCUCUAACAGAAAAUACAGAUGAUUGUCCUAAGGAAGUACCUAGGAGUAUGCCACAGUAUAAAGAAGUUAAGCUACCAGAAUUUGGUAUUGAAGCUCCCACAGUAUCUCCUUCGUACACUGUUCGAGAUAUCUGGUAUUUAAUUGUUGAUAUUGAUGUGCUGCUUGAAGACUUAGCACUCGUUGACCAGCUACUAAAAUCAGAUGAAAAAUGUAGGCUGGUUAUACCACAUUGUAUACACAGUCAACUGCAAGCGCUGUGCAUCGGGGAUUGUCGAGGUCAGCAGAGAGUGUUCGUCGCCAGGCAGCUGAUUAGAAGAAUCUCUACUCCACAGAAACAGUAUAUUGUGGAACCUCCCCCAUUGGACGAAAACACCAAUAUUGAGACCAAAGACGGUAUUUUGGACUGUUGUAUGCGGGUUUUGGAAAACCAACAUUGUGUGAUACUUAUAACUAACAAUCCGUAUCUCAGAGAAAAAGCGAGUACCCAAAACAUAUGCUGCUUUAAUACAGAUGAAAUAAGAAACGGAGCUAUACUGAAGCCCAGACUAUUCGCAGAAUUAAAAAAAAUAAAAGUGAUAGUUGAAAACGAAAACAAAAAUGAUACCACCGAUGACAACCAAGAGCCUGCCAGUAUACCAAUAGAUGUGUACAAAAAGCAAUUAUUUGUAAAAGAUAAACAAAUAGAAAAGAAUUGUGAUAUUUUAGUUAAUAUUACUAAACCUAAAAUGGAUCAAACUCUUCUCAAAACUUAUCAAUUGGAAACUAAUAAUCGUGUACAAUUAAAUUUAGAGGAAACAGAACAGGAAUAUGAGAACCAACCCCCAUGUCUGUCUCAAAACAAAUACAUUGAAAACAAGACUAAUACUCAAGAAACUGAAAAUGCUAGUGCCUCACAUACGUAUGAUUUUGAGAAUCUUAGGGUUCGCAAUCAAGACCCAAAUACAUUUAAUGCUAACAGUUUUAUUCCAAAUACAAAAUCUGAUACUCAAAAAAAUAUUACAAAAUCGCCUGAAUACUUUCAAACAAACAACUCUCAAAAUAGUAAAAUUAGAUUGGAUUCUACGCCGAAAGAUGAUAAUUAUUUAUUGCGUGCGAGUAUAUCGGAUGGAAUAAAGACCAAUGAAACAAGUGAUGAUCAUAAUGCAUAUUCACGUGGCGUAAAAGACAUAGUUUCUACAGCAUCAAGACAACGCAUAGAAAAAAUCAUCAGCGCCCUAAAUCCAAAGCUCCCUAACAAAAAUACUCCCAAUUUAAAGUCAUUUAAUAAAUUCAAAGUCCCCAAACUAAUUCCUUUUAAAAAAGAAACGAAAGUCACUACUCCACUCAAAGGCAGUUCAGCGACAACUGACAGUAUCCGUUCGAAUUUUCAAAAUUAUGAACAAUCGCUUGAGGGUAGCUUGAAAAAGUUUUGUGUAAAGAAUAAAAUGAUGCAAGAAAAACUCACAACUAAGAUGGACGAAUGGAUAUGUACUUAUACUCAAAUUAUGGAACAUUUGUUAACUGAUACAUUGCAGAAUAACUCUGCGUAUAUGCGCCAAAUGAACGUUUCGAAUGCAAACCUACAUGAGUCGCUGACAUGUUUAAAGAUGUUGUAUAAUGAUACAAAGUUGAGGAAGAUCCUACAAGUUUUGGUGAAAUUGUUGGAUCAGUGCACCUGUAGUAAAGGUAAAAUAAAACUGGACACCGCACCUAACGAUUUUAUGAAGAUGAUCGGAUGUGCCGUGCUCCUAGUACAGGCUUUGAAGACCAAUUUACCCGAUUUCAAAGUCCUGGACGAUUAUGAAUCGAUAUUGAACUGUUUGAUAAGCAACAUUGAAAGCAAGACUAUAGAUGUUGACCCCGAGCUACUCCGUCCUACCGCAGUCUGCCGGAGUGAGAUAGAAAAUGCGAAUAAAGAAGCUAGACGUAAUUUUUCAAAGAAUCCAUCAGUGAUCAUAGAGUACUUGAAAAAACAUUAUAAGGCAUGGUCGUCGUAUGACCAUAAACAAGAUGGUGAAUCCUCACAAACGAAUGACGCACCUAAUGGAAACUGUAAAGUAGUCAGAUUGUCUGGAAGAAAUAUAAAUAUGCUGAAAAUUGAUAACAAUAAGUCUUUAUCUUAUAUCAACACAAUCAAAGAAAGUAAUCCUAUUUUGGAAAAAGAGGCUGAAACUAAAUUAGUGAAGCUACUAGAUUCCUAUCAACUAAAUCAAGAUCCAACAAUUGCAGAUAAUGUCCAUCUUGAAGAUGGUAAACAAAGAAAAGCUGCACUAAGGAAACAAAGCAUAUUUUCAAUAGACAGUCACACUGAAAUUAGUGAGAAUGAUAAGGAAAGAACUGUUACAGGUGCAAAUACAACCAUAGACAACGAUUUGUCAACAAAGAAUCAGCCAAAACUUAAAAGAUUUACCGAAAACAUAAAGCAAUACAGUAAAGAUGACAGAAAUGAAAACAAAGAACCUAAUGUUAUUAGAAAUAUCAAACUUCUAGAUGAACAUGAAACGAGAAUAAAAAAUAAAGAACCUUUAGAUUUAGAUCAUUUAGAUUAUUCGGAAAUCAACGAUAGCAAUGCUGAAGCAAUAUCAGGCAUAUUUAAUGAACAUGAUGAAAAUGAUUUUGAUAAUUCUGAUGACUGUAAUUUUAAAAGUGAUGAUUUUGGUUGUGAUAAUUAUAAAAUCAAGUCUACUACUAGUUUUUUCCAGUCAUGCUUAGCAAACAAUAAUUUCAGCACUACUAUAAAUGACAAUAAUUCUAUGCGUAAUAUAGAUAUGAAUGAAGAUGACAAUAAUGACCUUCAAAACAAAUCCAUUACUGUAAAAAAAUGUUUACUAAUGUGUAAAGAAAUUGACAAAAUGGAAGCAAUAGAUAUAAUAAAACAGACUAAAGAAAAUUUUGAUAAUAGUACAAGAAAUCCUCCAAGAGACGACUCUACGAAUGAUUCAGGAUUUGAGAAUGAAACGUGCCAAGCUCAAACAUUGGUCCAAAUAUUUUUUAAGGAGCUGAGCAAUACAUUUCAAGUACUAUACAAGUUUAUUGUUGCAUUCGUGCAAGAAAUUCGUGAAGAAGUUUUGUGUGAAGAACGAAAGAAUCUUCUCCAUAUAAAAUCAAGCAAGCGCCUUCAAGCUAUCCGCGCUGUUAUUAAACAGUUGAAAUGUAUAAUCGAAAGGGAGUCGGCAGAAGAUACGCCGUUUAAAGCUACACUGCUAAGAUAUGACUUGCAAUCUACUAAAGACCCAAGAAUGUCUCAAUACAGACAAAUCGUCCAAAAGUGUUUGGAGCAAGCUGAAAUAUUGCAGAGUGCUCUGAAAAUCAUCGUCUGCGUUACCAUCGGUGAUAUAGACGCCAUGUCUACCAAUGCUGACUCUAUUUGUUCUAGUGUUAAAUAUUUAAAGAUCUACUAA